Vitrella brassicaformis is the source of this 643-nucleotide messenger RNA. The record is from the annotation of a GenBank genome assembly. NCBI's taxonomy places the organism in Eukaryota, Vitrellaceae.
AUGGACGACGAUGGCCCGGGUCCCCCCCCGCCCCCCCAGCCACCGAGAGGCGCUGAUCGGUCGUCGCUGCGGAGCGACAAGGACGAUGAGGGCAAGGAGGGGGACGACGACACCAGCGGCAUGGGAGCCGCUGCUGCCGCUGGAUGCCGGCCCAGGUCGUUGUCGUCUCCAAGGGGGACUGCUGGAUCGAUCGGACGGUAAGUCAGUCCGUGAAUGGAUCUGAUGACACGUACAUGAGGUGAUGGCCUGCUUCCUCUUUUUUUCUGUAUUCUAUGUGCCUCUCAGUGACGAUUCCCGUCAAUCUCGCGACCGUCGCGCCCGCAGUCCGUCCCCCCGUCGCCACCCCAACCGGCCCGGAGUGACCGACGAUCACUUCAGCUACGGAUACCCAGACCCCCCACACACCUCGGCGCUCCACGAAGACCCAUUCACCAUUAAUGACGCAGCACAGGCGGGUCUGCGGUGGCAGCAGCCACGCAGGCACGCACCCAGAGACCGAGAGGUCACCCCAUCCCACCCACCACACAAUGGGGACCCGCCAUGGGAGUCUGGCCAGAGGGGGGGCUCGCUGGCGACAUUGGGAGGGCGAGGAGGGCCUGUCUUGUGCGGAUCAGCGCGUCAAGGCGAAGCUGAGGUUGCUUGA